AUGGCGUCGGGGUUCGGCCACAGCGGACUUCCAAAAGCAGAGCAAACCUGUUGGGAGAUUAAGGCCACGGCCGCGGACAUCUCAAAGCUCACUGUAGCGCAGCUCAAGGCGAUCUGCAAGGAGAGAAAGAUCGCAGGAUACUCGAAGCUCGGCAAGCCAGCCCUCAUCCAGAAACUUGCAGAUAAUGGAUACUCGCAGAGCGACGCACCUUCCGUCGCGCCAAAUAUCCCGCAGGCUGCUUCAAGUUCUGCGUCGGACCUUCCUCAGGUUACUCCUACUGAGACUGUAUCUGCCACCGCCCCGGCCACCUCUGCUCCCGCUGCACCCUCAGCUUUUUCUGUUGAUAUUGCUUCAUCUGACAAGGCUGGUCAUGUCUCUGGGGGCGCUACUCCCACUGCGAAGGCUUCCGCUCCGAAGGCUAAGUCGAAGCCUCGGAAAACUGCUGCUGCUAAAUCUGCUGCCCAAGCAAAGCCUGCCACUGCGACCUCAAACGUGACUGGUACCACUCUAUCACAAGUUGCUCCUCCUCCUUCUCUACCUCAAGGCGCUGUCUUCGUUGACUUGCCUCUGACUGGGAACUCUCUCGUCAAAGGCUCCACUUCUGGGACCACUGAUGCUCCGGCGGUGAAGAGUAGCCUAACGAAGGGGAAGAAGAGGGUGCAGCGGCCUGCCGAAGGGGAAAUGCCGCCGCCCCCGCCCAAGAAACCACGCAUACAGCCACCCUUUCCGUCUCCCAGAACAGCUGCGGUGGCCUCGCGUACCCAGGUGGCUGCCCAGAGCACAGUCCUCCCGCGUCGCUCAUCCAAUGCUGGCGAUGUAUCUGCACCCAUCAGGCCGGCCUGCACGAACGCCCACCCAUCUAUUCCGGCGAAACCUAGCCCAGUACCCACUGCUCCCGCAAAGCGGUUCAAACCGCUCGUCGUAGGUACCGCUAAACCGCCUGCUGCUCGUAUCACAUCUGCUAGUGCGACCCCGCCGACGAAACCUACUACAACCCCCAAGCCGAAGGAUACGCAUCGCUCGCUGGAAUACCUUGACUUCCCUAUUGUGCUUGAUGAGCUGCCGACUCUGCAUGCGAUCACCUUGCCUCCUCCACUGGCGCAGCGGAAGCGCGUGGCUUGUUGGGCAGUAAUCUUGAGCGGCCUAUCUGGCGAAGAGAGGGCUGUAUGCGCUCUUGUCUCGCGUACUUUUAGAUACGCAGUAUACCUUUCAGCUUCGUCUAUGCUCGCGAAAGAUUAUCGCGGCCGACGGCUGCAAGACGACGUGCUGAAGAGGUAUUCGCAGGCGAUGACGAACAUGUGGCCCUACCUCCGCGUUCGGAAGGCCGAGGUCGUCGCGCGGCGACGCAUAUACGAGGCCUCCUUCGUGCCGCGGCUCCUCGAACGUUAUGGCCUGGCCGAUCCUAUAAGCAAACAUCUAUGGGCAAGCCCGGACAAUCCGAAACAAAUAGUCGUCGCAGUCAGAUUUGCGCUUACUCGUGCGUGGUUCGAGCUAUCUGUCGGGAUCUCCAGCGGCGCGAAGGACGACCCGUCUUCCUGGCUGCAUGCGACCAUCAUAGACGUGCAAGAAGUCGUUCAGGAAGAAAUAUGGUCGGUGACGCUCGAGGAACCCCAAAAACGGAAGCGGGAGACACUCUUCGUCCUUGAGGCGACGUGUGAAGUCGUCGGUCGGCCGAUGGGCGUGAAGAGCGACGACGGCGCUGUUCCCCUCCCGGUUCGCGCGGAUUGGUCCGCAUACAUCGCUAACCGCAGCGGGCCUUCCUCCGGAGGGGAUUCUCUACUUUCACACCUCAAGUGGUCUUGUCCCGAAGAAUUCGACCGUGGCCUCAGCACGUUGUGGCUCAAGAGAGUCGCCGGGGAGGGAGCGCUUGGCGUUGCGAAGCGGACAGUCGCAGAACGUUAUGUGUUGGCCUGUGUAGUGGGAAACAGCAUCUCUGGGACGUGGCAGUCGACGAGCGAGAUGGUGCAGGAUUUCGCGGGGCUUCCUGCCCGCGGCGCUGCCCCUGUGCCGCUGAAGACUAGGGCCCCGGCAUUAAAUUUAUACCUUCCAGAGCACCACCACGUCGAAAGCGUUCACUUCACGUCGUCGGGUGGGAAUGGUUUGCACCCGGCCUUGGCAACCGUGCAGACGCCCCACAGAGAAUAUUACAUCCUUCGCGACAACGGGAUGCAGGUCGGUUGCGAGGAGGAUGGAGUUGCGGCCGUGUGGCAGGAGGUGCUCGGCUGCGACCAUCGUGGGGUACCCACGUAA
Messenger RNA from Trametes versicolor FP-101664 SS1, 2250 nucleotides. RefSeq lists its product as uncharacterized. Bases 1 to 2250 code for a protein of 749 amino acids. The record is from RefSeq and is a predicted model, not a curated record. The transcript is spliced from 6 exons. NCBI's taxonomy places the organism in Eukaryota, Fungi, Basidiomycota, Agaricomycetes, Polyporales, Polyporaceae.